This is a messenger RNA of Brugia malayi, 1416 nucleotides long. It is a transcript of the gene Bma-apn-1, whose product is annotated as Protein-tyrosine phosphatase containing protein. Gene Ontology annotation, molecular function: phosphoric diester hydrolase activity; DNA binding; DNA-(apurinic or apyrimidinic site) endonuclease activity. The record is from RefSeq and is a predicted model, not a curated record. Gene Ontology annotation, cellular component: mitochondrion; nucleus. NCBI's taxonomy places the organism in Eukaryota, Metazoa, Nematoda, Chromadorea, Rhabditida, Onchocercidae. Gene Ontology annotation, biological process: base-excision repair. Bases 1 to 1416 code for a protein of 471 amino acids. The transcript has 8 exons.
AUGAAGCAAAGUGUCGCAACGGAGUUGAAAUCAACAGUGAUCAGUAAAAAUAUUAAGAAAAAACCGGAUAGUAUAAGAGUAAAACGCAAAAUAGCAUUACCGGAUUCGUCGUUGAAUGUGAUCGAUACCGUGAGAAAUUCUUUAACUGAAACUCUGCAAGAUGAUUAUGAAGCAAAAGUUAAAGAAGAAAAUGAAUCGAACAAAUUGGAGAGAGGAAAUGAUUUGAAGAAAGAAGUAUUGAAGCGAAAAUCAACCCGAAUGAAAUCAAAAAAAACGAGAAAUUUGAUUACGGAGAAGAUAGAGGAGUUAAGAAGUGAUAAUAGUGUUAAAACAAGAAAUAGGAAAUUGACAAAGAUACCGGAUUCCGGCAAUGAAAAUAAGCAGAUUAUCACGGAGACCUCUGUUAACUUAGGCUACUCUGCACUACCAAAACGAAAACAUUCAAUGAAAAUAGCUUUGAAAGACGAUAGUUCAUCGAUAGAUCCUAUUGCACAAAAAGUAAUGCAAGCUGCUGCUACAUCAAAAAAAAUGCUCGGUGCACAUGUCAGUGUAGCAGGUGGUUUGGAACAGAGUUUUUACAAUGCUUUAUCUAUUGGAUGUCGAUCUUUUGCAUUUUUUGUCCGAAAUCAACGUUCAUGGAAUAGUCCACCUAUAAAAGCUGAAGUAGUGCAAGCAUUUCGUGAAACUGCACAGAAAUUAAAAUUUCCAAUGGAUCAAAUUGUUGUACAUGGAUCAUAUUUGAUAAAUGGUGGUAGUUGUGACAUGGAAAUAUUAGCUCGAGCUCGAGCAUGUAUGUUAGACGAAUGUAAGCGAUGUGAACAACUUGGUAUUAUCUAUUACAAUAUUCAUCCUGGAUCUACCGCAGGGAAGUGUACACGUGAAGAAUGCAUCAAAACAAUUGCAGCUACUUUGAAUUAUGUUAUAGAUCAAACUGAAUAUAUUACAAUUUUGGUUGAAACGAUGGCUGGACAGGGAAAUACUAUUGGUGGGAAGUUUGAAGAAUUACAGCAAAUUAUUAAUUUGGUGAAAAAUAAGAAGCGUGUGGGAGUGUGCUUUGAUACUUGUCAUAUUUUUGCUGCGGGUUAUGACAUACGAUCAGAAGAUCGAUAUAAGGAAACUUUCAGUGAAUUCGAGAAUACUAUUGGCCUUCAGUAUCUUCGUGCCUUCCAUAUUAAUGAUUCAAUGGGUGAUCUUGGUUCAAAAUUGGAUCGUCAUGCAAAUAUUGGUAAAGGCAAACUGAAGUUAGCAGCUUUUCGUAAUCUUAUAGCUGAUCAGCGAUUCGAUGGUUUACCAAUGAUUCUAGAAACACCAGAAGGAGACUAUGCAGAAGAGAUGAUCAGAUUAUAUCAUUCAUUGAAUAGCAAACCACUGAAAGAAUAUAAGAAAGAUAUUAGAUCAUUUUUUUCACCCGUAUAG